This is a messenger RNA of Aureobasidium subglaciale EXF-2481, 2561 nucleotides long. RefSeq lists its product as uncharacterized. The transcript is spliced from 5 exons. The coding region runs from base 311 to 2440 and encodes 709 amino acids. The record is from RefSeq and is a predicted model, not a curated record. Lineage: Eukaryota; Fungi; Ascomycota; Dothideomycetes; Dothideales; Saccotheciaceae.
CGUUCUUCCAUGCCAGUAUCUCCUACUCAAGCGUCUUAGCCCGAAACUAUCAAGCCCCUGCAGGCCAAUCUAGAUCUUCAGCUGAGGUCGGUUCCUCCCAGACAGCAAAUGGUGAGCGUUACCUUUACUACGAACGCCACAUAGAGUUCGCAAGGCCAUGUUCUAGUACUCGGCCAGACCGACAUUUCUGCUAUACUAGAGCAUCGAUGAGAGGAUGCUGUGGUAUAUAUGGUAGGGUGAACGCAGCCAGUACAAUCCAGAUUCAAGCUCAUCUUCCUUUCCAAUCCACUGCCAUCUUCACAACAUCAAGAUGCGUUUCUCAUCCUAUGCUCUUCCGGCUCUGGCGGCUCAUCUGGCUGCUGCCUUGCCUAGACCUCAGGAUAUCGAUCUUGAUAUGGUCUUGGCCGCUCCGGACCCGACAUACUCCCAAGAUAUCGGUGCCACUGCUCAGACAAUCACCGUCGAUCCUCAAGCUCUCAUUGCAUCAGCUACCGCUGCUGUUUCUUCUGUCAGCGUCGCAGUCAGUGAUGUCCUGUCCCAGACUGCCGUAGUCAACUCCAAGAGAGCGGCUGCCAGCCCUACCACUUGUGCUUCCCAGCCUGCCGGAGCGUCCUCAGCUCCUACUUACGCUGCUGAUGUCGACAAUGUUUCCAACUUCCGAGCAAACACUUACUAUUCAUCCGUUGCUGCUGCUGCCCCAACCCCCACUGGCUAUACUCAAUCGUUUCAGGCCCAAACGGCUUCUAACAACGCAUUUGGUUACAUGGGGUUUGACACUUUCGAUGACUACGAUGUCAACACUUGCGCAACCCGAUGCAACGUCAAAUACGGCUGUGUUUCGUUCAACAUCUACUUCGAACGUGAUCCGUCUGUCAAUCCCGAUGACUCGUCCUGUUCGGAUCCUCGCUCCGUCACUAUGAUCAAGUGCGUGUAUUGGGGUGGCCAGGUCACCCAGGAGAAUGCUCAAAACACCGGCCAGCCGCGGGGUAAGUUUAUUGUUGCCAUUGCCGGCUCGAACGGAUACGUCUCUACCCAGAUCUCUACCCCUGCUGGUUACCAAAUCGGCGUCCCUUACGGCAAGUUCGCCAUUAAUGCACCUUACGAUGCUCAGGGCUACAACACCUACAUGGGAGCCAAAAUCUUCACCGGAACAUGGGACGUCUCUCAGUGCUCCAACUACUGCGAUGCCCAGACCAAGUACAACCUGGCUACAGCUCCUAAAGAUGGCACACCUGCCAAGGUCUGCAAGUUUUUCAACACUUACCUUCUGCAGGCCAAGUUGGCCAAUGGCACAAUCGUUCCUCAAGGUCAAUACUGCUCGCUCUACACCGAAGCUUGGCCCAUCAAGUACGCUGUCAAUGGCGGUCAAUGGAGAGGCCAGGAUCAGUACACUGUCGACUACAGCUUCGGCUACGCCAAGACUGCCAGUUCUUCUGAUGUCGACCCGACUCUCGGAGACGCCAAUGGCGCCAAGUACCAAGCUGUUGCCGACAUCAAGUGGUCGUCGCUGCAGCCUUUCUGUUCGAGUUUCCUGAGCUACUCGACUCCUCUCGUGACUGUCGCCACCACUACUUUCGUCACUCCCGUCGCUACUUCCACUGUCUAUUCAAUUUCAACUGUCGCUGCCAUGCGCAAGCGUGCUGGCGGCGCUUCUCCUACAGCAGGCUUGACCACUGACGCCUCUGCGGGUAUCGCGGUUCUGAUAGAUGACAAGAACACCACGUGGUAUCUGCCUCAAUCUCAGGGCAACGUCAACGCCCCUAUCCAAAAGCGCACUGCCUCCCUGGCGAUCCCCGGUGGUCUUUCCAAAUACCCUACCACAGUGAUUAGAUCUGCAUGUGAGAUGCAAGCGACUCCAGUCACCGCGACUUCAACAAUUACCAGUGCGGUGACUCUCACUACCGCCACUUCCACCACGGUAACCUCGAUCAUCUCAUACACAACCGCCGCUGCCCACCCUAAACCUAAAGCCGAUAAUCUCAUUAUCAAUGCUCCUGGCUCAACUGGCAGUGGCAAACCGAUGGAUUAUGUGAACUAUGGAUUGCCCGAUUCAGCUAUUGGAGCCUUCAACAUCGACCCUACGAAGCCCGUUGUCCAUGUCGGCUUCUACAUCGAUUCCUCGACCGGUUACGUCAUGGAUGGCACUUACGGCCUCAUCAUGGCUGCCUACUCGAUGGACGCAGCGUCGAGGAACAAGUAUGCUGCUAUGGUGUACUGGAAAUCGCCAUCAGCCAUGGCGUCCUCCAAUUAUGAUCCCCUGGUGUGUACGCAGACCGCACCUUCGAACUUCUUGCAUUGCUCGAUCACAAGCUCUGGUACGACGACGCCGCUCCAGUUCUUUGCUAUGGACUACAGCGCCGCUUCGGAUCUGUUCGUUGCCGGUAACGGGCUCACACUCCAGUACGGCCAGUAUGCGGCAACUGUGAGCCUUUAUAAUUAGAAUUAGAUUGUUUCGAGAGACGUGUCGGUGGGAAGUUAUGAUAGAAGCUAUCAAAAUUGUCCCGGGCAUGCGGAGUUUUGCACCUGUUUAUAUACCCAAUACAUCGGUCUGUCUUAUCUUC